Molecule: messenger RNA, 1560 nt
Organism: Botrytis cinerea B05.10
Lineage: Eukaryota; Fungi; Ascomycota; Leotiomycetes; Helotiales; Sclerotiniaceae
Gene: Bcuba4
Product: Bcuba4
Exons: 3
Coding region: 76-1524 (482 amino acids)
Biological process (GO): protein urmylation; tRNA wobble position uridine thiolation
Cellular component (GO): cytoplasm; cytosol
Molecular function (GO): adenylyltransferase activity; thiosulfate-cyanide sulfurtransferase activity; URM1 activating enzyme activity
Source: RefSeq, a predicted model, not a curated record
GAACUAUUGUUAUGAAGCGACUUUCAUAAUUUACUACCCACCCGCACUAUAAAAAUCACAACCAUAGAACCCAACAUGAAUUCCGCAGAGGAAAAGGCGAGUGCUUUACGGCGUCAAAUAACUGACACCGAGACUGAACUUGCUUCCCUAAAACUACAAUUAUUGAGUAUCGAAGGAAAAGAUGUCGACUCAAAAGAUCUUGAGGUUACAGAAGAAGGUCUCGUGACUCAUGGCGAAAGCAAAUGGCCCAUGAGUUUGGAAGAAUACAAACGUUAUGGAAGACAAAUGAUCGUGCCCGAUAUUGGUAUUCAGGGACAAUUACGACUUAGAUCAACCUCUGUUCUCCUAGUUGGAGCUGGAGGUUUGGGAUGUCCGGCCGCUGCAUAUAUCGCCGGUGCAGGAGUUGGUACUAUUGGAAUUGUCGAUGGAGAUACUGUAGAAGAGUCGAAUUUACAUCGUCAAGUAUUGCAUAGUACAGACCGAGUGGGGGUUAAUAAAGCUGUCAGUAUUGCUAAAUAUAUAUCAGGCUUGAAUCCAAAUGUAAAGACAAAUACCUUCGAAACACAUCUUACGCCUCAAAAUGCAGAGGAUAUAGUCAAAGACUAUGAUUUAGUUCUUGACUGUACUGAUCAUCCCACAUCCCGCUAUCUCAUUUCAGAUAUAUGUGUUCUUCUCCAAAAGCCACUCGUUUCCGCCUCCGCUCUCCGAACAGAUGGCCAGUUAAUAAUAUUAAACAAUCCUGCCUUACCUCCUGGCGAUCUAUCAGGUGGUCCAUGUUACCGCUGUGUCUUCCCCAAACCGCCUCCGCCCGAAGCCGUGACAAGUUGUGGCGACGGAGGAAUUAUUGGACCUGUUGUAGGUGUAAUGGGUGUUUUACAAGCUUUGGAGGCUAUAAAACUCAUUGCAUCUGGAAAGUUGGCCACGGUUGGGGAAAAGAAUGAGACAAGUUCUACCCCCAAGACGAAUCCUACUACGAUGUUAUUAUUCUCUACAAAUGGAACGUCGCCAUUCAGAAAUGUCCGUUUAAAGGGUAGAAGAUCGACUUGUUUCGCUUGUGGAGAGGAACCUCAGUUGUCUCUUGAGCAACUGAAAUCUGGCUCUAUGGAUUAUGUCUUAUUUUGUGGCAUGACGCAUCCCGUCAAGUUAUUGAGUGAUGAAGAGAGGGUUGAGGCAAAAGAUUACGAAGAGUCGAUAAGAAAGGAAGAACAAGAUCAUUUGUUGAUUGACGUUCGAGAGAAGGUGCAGUUUGAUAUCUGUAAUAUUGAGGGAUCACACAAUAUACCUUUCUCAUCAUUCCAAGGCAACAGAAUCAACGAAGAUCGCUCACUAUUAACGCUCACCGAUGGCCUGAGCCCGAAAGCUCCUAUAUAUGUCGUUUGUAGGCUCGGUAACGAUUCCCAAGUAGUCACAAAAAAGAUGAAGGAAAUGGGAUUGGAUCUCAGAGGCGACAGAUAUAUUGGUGAUAUCAAGGGAGGUUUACGAUCUUGGAAAGAACAGGUAGAUAGUUCUUGGCCCGAAUACUAGACUAUAGCGGCAAAAUUAAGACAUGUGAAUACUUGA